Molecule: messenger RNA, 3226 nt
Organism: Elgaria multicarinata webbii
Lineage: Eukaryota; Metazoa; Chordata; Lepidosauria; Squamata; Anguidae
Gene: TGFB1
Product: transforming growth factor beta 1
Exons: 7
Coding region: 860-2101 (413 amino acids)
Biological process (GO): transforming growth factor beta receptor signaling pathway; regulation of cell population proliferation
Cellular component (GO): extracellular region
Molecular function (GO): cytokine activity; growth factor activity; transforming growth factor beta receptor binding
Source: RefSeq, a predicted model, not a curated record
AAGAUCAAGCAAGAGUCACUGCCUUUGCCAAAGUAGCUGUCCAGUUGUCUCUCCCAGUGAAGGAGUUAUAUACAGCAGUGCUCACUCCCUCCUUCACUUCCUGGGUGGAGCUGGCGCUGGGGAGAGGCAAAAAAAACGCUUUAAAACCUCCAAGCCUGCAGUCAGCAAGUCCUAGCAGGAGUGGUAAAAUUACAGCCUUUCCUGCAGAGGAAGAAAGACGGGCCAGCUGGCUUCAGGGCGGCAGCAGCAGCAGCAGCAGGAGCCGCGGCAAUCGGAGCACAGCCGUCUUGGGAUCUCCCAGUCCCGGUGCUGGAUUUGACCCAGGUCUCUACAGCGUGCCACAUUCCUGAGAGCUCCGGGUGCUUUUUGACUUUGGCAACCCUCGCGCCACUUGCUUUGCCAAGGAAGGUUCCUUGGAAUCCAACCGGAGAGACCGGGUGUCGACCUGCCCAGGCGAGGAUGGCCAUUCGGGCGGAUGUGGUGGGCUGCCAAGGGUAAACCCGGGCGCAUCCGGCAUCCUUGCGUAUGGGCGGCAUUGGUGCCAGGCAGCCCCUGCGAAGCCGGCGGUGAGUCUCUUGUCACCUCUGUGCAUCAGCAGCCCAGAAAGCCAAGCCGGUUCAAGCAGCAAGUUGUCCGUCUGGGGUGGAGAGGGAAAGUCGCUUCAUAUUUAGAGGGACUUGGUGGUCCAUUGCGACUCCGGCUUCCGUAGGAAACAGCCUACUUUGUCAGAUGCAGGCGCAGGAGGCUUAAGGAAGCACUGAAAGACUAUCGAGAAACCCCAGCUGAGAAAGGCGGGGGGAUUUAUAUUUUUAAUUUGGUCGCUGAGCUUAAGAGCAAAAGCCAAAAGGUGGGAGGGAGUAUGAAGAUGUUGGUUUCACGGAGCUGCCGGAGGAAAGGCGGCUCUCCGGGUGCGGCGGGGGCCCACGGCGUGCGGCGGGCCGUGGGCUGGGUCUUCCUCCUGCUGCUCGCCCUAGAACACCUCUGCUGUGCCCUGGCCUUCUCCACUUGCAAGACUCUGGACAUGGAGAUGAUGAAACGCAAGCGGAUCGAGGCCAUCCGGGGCCAGAUCCUCAGCAAGCUCAAGCUGUCCAGCCCUCCCGAGGUGGAAGACGCCGAGUCGCGGGAGUUGUCCGACGACGUCCUGGCGCUCUACAACAGCACCGUAGAGGUGAUCAAGGAGAUAAUGUCCGAAGACCCCAAGGAGACGUCACAGGAAGAGUACUACGCCAAGGAGGUGCACAGGUUCAACAUGCUGCCACCCAACGACGAAAGCUACAGGGAUUACAAGAGGAGUGACUACAGUGUCUACUUUGGCUUCAACAUAUCGCAGAUCCGGACUGCUCUCCACGAUCCCAACUUGCUGUACCGCGCUGAGCUGAGAAUGCGCGCCUCUGGUCCAGAUCAGCGGCUGGAGCUUUACCAGCAACAGCGACACUCCAUCAACACCACCACCUGGUACUACCUGGACGGGCGCAUGGUUAAGUUGAAGGGCGAGAAGGAAUGGCUUUCAUUCGACGUCACCGCUGACCUCCGAGUGUGGCUUGCUAGUAAAGAGCCCCUGGGAAGAUUCCGCCUGAGCGCCCAUUGUUCCUGUGAGAGCAGCCCUGAGCAACUGAAAGUGGAGAUAGAAGGGACUAAAGCCAAGAGAGGCGACCAGCAGCAGAUCAGCUUGGCAACAAUGCAGUCGCCUUACUUGCUGGUGAUGGCCAUGCCCCCUGAGCGCGCAGAGCUCCUGCAAAGUCACCGGCAUAAGCGAUCCAUCCAGGACGUGAACUACUGUGGCCAGUCGCCAGAGGAGAAGAACUGUUGCGUGCAGCGCCUUUACAUCGACUUCCGUAAAGACCUGAAAUGGAAGUGGAUCCACCAACCCCAGGGCUACUACGCCAACUUCUGCAUGGGGGCCUGUCCCUACCUCUGGAGUUUAGACACUCAGUACACCAAGGUCCUAUCUCUUUACAACCUACACAACCCAUCUGCCUCAGCCACGCCCUGCUGCGUCCCAAAGGAGCUUGCGCCCUUAGGAAUCAUGUACUACGUCGGCCGUCAAUACAAGGUGGAAAAUCUCUCCAACAUGAUUGUCAAAUCAUGUCGAUGUAGCUGAGGGAAAGGACUCACGGACUUGGAACAUUGAUUCUGGGCGGGUUGGAAUUUUGAAAAAGCCGGGUGGGAGAAGAGUCCGGGACUGGAGCUGAGAAGAAGAGACAGACAGACAGACAGACAGACUGCCCUGUCCACCUUCGUAAAACCUCAUGCCUUUAAAAAAAAGGGGGGGCUUUAAAAAGAAACCUAAUUCAGUGAGAUUUAUUAUUAUUAAUAAUAAUAUUUUAUUUUAUUUGUAAAUUUAUGUUUUGGGGUUACGUGGAAAAUCUUGAAUUCUUUUUAAUUAUUUUGCUUCAAAUGUCGAGAGAAUUAUAAUUAUUGUAAGAAUAAUAUUAGUCAUUUCUUAAACAAAACGAAACAGAAAGGUGUCCUACCCACCCACCUCUACCCCUCCUGCAAUAAAAUAUGCAUUGGAAGAAGAAUAAGAAGAAGAAUCUGGGACUUGGAUUUUGAACACGGGCGGAAGCCAGUGACAGGCGUCCCCUCCAAGAAGCUCUUUGCAAGACGGAGGGAAAGUCUGGUUGGGGUCAAGACACAUAAAAGGGAUUUGAAAGGCACCGGGUGCCGUGUUUUUGGAAGAAUGCCCAGCUGAGAUUCCGAUUGGCCCUCGGGAUGGUACGAAAGGGCCCAAGCUUCCUGCAGGUGCCGGGAUCGCCGGACGAUGCCGCGGUCACCUGAAGGGAUUUCCCAGGCCUUUGCCCCGCAAAGAAGAUGGCGGAAGGGAAGACGUUCCUACUUCCCACCAACCAACCUCACAGAGCUCAGGGACUGUCUGGCCCUCCGUGUGGCCUGUGCUCGAACUCUGUCCUCCGGCCCCUUUGUGGAAGACAGCUCAAGUCAUAGCUACCGUCCGUUCUACGUGAAGGCGUCUCUUGCCCCCGUGCAGGACGAGGCAGAGAACGAGCGAAACGCAGGGUAAGGUUCCUGUGGGGCAAGUGACUCCGCCCACUAUACCUGGCUCCGCCUUCUGGCCAUUUGGCCCCGCCUCCUCAGCCAGAAGAUCCACCACCUGCUGGCUUUCCUGUUGAUAGGUGAGGGUGCAGGAGCCGGAAGGGGCAAUGCAGACUGGAUUUCUGGUCGUGGGAGCGAUUUUUGCACUCGUUCAAUGCUAGGUCAAAUGCCAGCA